ACCAUCUGCCGUUCCACUGUGUCUCACCCACAGGCACGCACGCCACAGUCUCGGUAGGCUGGGUGUUCAUCGGCGCUGUUCUAUCCCCGCCUGACUGAGUCCACCUGGUGUAUUACCGUAGCAGUCUGACUUCUAGUUCUGACUGCUCGUCACAGCAAGGUGCACAGCGUUCACAGAAGGAGGAUGGGGAACACCUGCACAGUGGUAGACUGCUGUUUCGGGCUGCGCCAGCGCCAACAGUGCUGCUUCCCCUGCCUGCGCCUCUGCUCCUACGAUCACAGGCCGGUGUUCUACAGCCAGGACGGCAAGGAGGUGGUGCAGCCCCUGGUCGCCUUCUUCCGACCAAAUCAGCAGAGAGUCCGCAAACUACCGGUGCCAGGUCUGACCUUGGACCCAGACGACCUUAACCUUGGCCUUGGACCGGUGGAGCAGAUCGCGGCCGUUUGCAAGCAUGCGCAGGACAACGACUUGCGGGUUCGCGCGGUGGGCCGAGGUCACGCCAGGGUCACACUCACCAGCGUGGAGGACAUCCUGAUUGACAUGACGACCCUAGACCGGGUCCUGGUGCGCCACAGUCCAGAGACAGACGUGCAUCACGUGGUGGUGGAGGCGGGGAUGUUGGCGGACGACUUCGCCCGUGAACUCCAGCACGUCUACGGCCUGGCCGUGCCUGCGUACGGCAACUUCUCCGGGCACACCCUGGGCGGGCUCAUCAGCACCGGCGGGCACGGGUCCGGGUAUGCCAAAAAGAUCCUGGCGGACUCGGUGGUGGAAUUGCACAUGAUAAUCGAAGGAGGAAUCCAAGUGAAGAUUCGCCGGUGCAACGUUUCCAAUCAGGAGAUCGACGUUCCAUUCGACGACAUCCGCGACAGAGUCCGAAACGCGAACGUGCGAAGCGAGCCGAUCGUCAUCCUCAGUACCGAAGUGUUCCGAGCUGUGGCCGUGGGGCUCGGGUCACUGGGGGUCAUCUAUUCCAUCACCAUCCGCUGCGAGCCUUCGUUCAACAUCGAGGAGUUCCGAACCCCGAUCGAGAUCUCGUGGCCCGGCGAGCGGCUGUCGGGCUGCUUCGCCUUCCCCUCGGGGUUCGUCGACAUGUACACUGUCGAUCACGAGUUCAGCACGUUCGUGUUGCACCCUAUUCCCGACCCAACACGGGGCCAGGUCGAGCCUGGGUACGCGGUCAUCCACGGGAUCUAUUUCGGCGGAAAGAGGACAGGAGACCCGCCGGCUAGCCACAACUGCUGCCCCUGCUGCCCCGGGAGCAGGGGAUUGCUUGGAUGCCGUAUCUUACAGAAUGACUGCAUGGCCACCACCUUGCUGUGCGGUACGUCCUGUUGUGCGCGUCAGGUCCCCAUGGUAACCAAAAAUACCAUCCGGAUGCUGUCACACCGUAGCAGCUACGUUCAUCAGUGGCACAAAGUCCUGCAGCUCACUCCUGAUGUCAAUGUUGUCAGUAUGGAAUGGUUUGUGGCUCUGGACGAACUUGAAGCAGCGGUGGCUGACGUCAUCAGCAUGGCGGUGACGUACGGAACGAAGUGUCAGCACUUCUCUCUGCUGCCCAUUGCAUGCCGGGUCCUGGAAGCAGACGACUUUUACCUCAGCCCGACCUGUCAGAGCCGUGUGGCAGAGGAAUCCAUCACCCACUACGGCUGCAUUGAGGUACCAUUUCUUCCUGGCGAGUACGGAGCUGCACAAUUUCACAAGGUCAUCGACGAGCUCCUCUACGAGAAGUACCAAGCACGACCGCACUGGGGCGCUUCUCACCUCCUCACCCAACCGCGGGUGCGGAAGAGCUACCCCGAGCUGGACAAGUGGCUUCAAGUCUACCGCCUCUUCAACAAGAACGGUACGUUUGGGAACACCUUCACCGAGAGGUGUGGGUUUGACGAUCUAGACGCGAGGAAGAAAAGCCAGUCCAUCUCGCGAACGAGGUCAUUCCGGAGAAACAGACGGGGCUUCGUGGACCAGCGACCCGACUCCAGCAUAUUUGCUACAAUAGACGAAGUAGACGACCCUAUCAUAAUGUCGGAGUCGUCUGUGUAGGUUACUGCAGGACUGCUUGCUUCUCCAGAUUGCCUCUCCAUUAAUAUCUGUCCAUGUUGUGUGUUGUCUGCGUUUAUUUGUUCUACAUGCAACCAAUGUAGCCUUUCAUAUACGGAAGGUAUUGCCCUGGUCACACUCGCCGUACGACGGUCGUACGACCGCAAACCAAUGACAUUCUUGGGAAAGUCGUGCAUAUAUCGUAUAGAAUUGUAAGCUUGUUACGGGACAGGCUGGCUUAGAUUCUUGGUGGUGGUUGCUUCUGCCACAGCCUGCUUGAAUGUUCAACCCAUCAAAUUCGUUUGACUACCUACGACGAUUGUGACCAAACGUAUACGCGCUAAACAUUAAAACAAUGGCCAGGGAAAAUGUUGAAGUCAGAUUUCUCUUAUGAACAUUUGAAUGCCUUAGAACAGCUUGCAGGGUGUGUAGAGCAUGACGAAGUCUUCUACACUAUAACGCCCUUCUUGAAGUACUAGUAAUACUUUUACGUUUGAGCUUAAGACUGGAUACAUGUACAGCUAAGAUUAUGGAUAGAUGAAAUUGGCUCGUGUAAAAUGUGACACUAAACUUAUUGGGUACACGACUUACGAUGAUUUUGAAGCCACUAAACUGAGUACAGUUCUAAAUACAUUUAUUCAUUCAGCUAUGAUUCUAACCAUAUAAAGAUACACAGAAUUCACUUGGAAAUUAAAUGAUGAUUUCACCUGUA
This is a messenger RNA of Branchiostoma floridae (Florida lancelet), 2752 nucleotides long. Its product is annotated as L-gulono-1,4-lactone dehydrogenase-like. The record is from RefSeq and is a predicted model, not a curated record. Gene Ontology annotation, cellular component: membrane. The coding region runs from base 184 to 2043 and encodes 619 amino acids. The transcript has 8 exons. Lineage: Eukaryota; Metazoa; Chordata; Leptocardii; Amphioxiformes; Branchiostomatidae. Gene Ontology annotation, molecular function: D-arabinono-1,4-lactone oxidase activity; FAD binding.